Molecule: messenger RNA, 3237 nt
Organism: Nezara viridula (southern green stink bug)
Lineage: Eukaryota; Metazoa; Arthropoda; Insecta; Hemiptera; Pentatomidae
Source: the annotation of a GenBank genome assembly
AUGUUAUUAAAAAUGGGUACCAGAAAUGAACAACACUCUUCUAAUGACAGUAGAAGUGAAGAAAUGGAAGAAUCUUUUCUCAAUUCACGGAACGAAUUAAGUAAAAUAUUCCAUUUAAGAGAUUUUGUUAAAGAUAGAGAAGAUUUUUGGCUUUUUACAAAGAAGUAUGAAGUUGUACAGCGGAAAGCAAAAAGUAUUAAAAAGAAUAUAGACAGGGAUAAAAUCAACAGUCUAUUAAUUGAGAAUUUAAUUUUAAGUGAUGAAGAAAAAACAUUUUUAAAAAAUGUUGCCAAGCAUGAUGCAUUUAAUUUUAAAAGGGAUAGCUUAGUUUCUUUUCAAACUAUUUUGUUAAGCUAUUUAGAUUUUAAACAAAAAGAAAAUACUGCUAAAGUCAAAAAGAUUAAAGAAAUGCAAGAAAAUUUACCUGUCUUCAAAUUCAAAGAGCAGAUAGUUGAAGCAGUGAAAAACAAUAAGGUAACAAUCAUUGCUGGUGAUACAGGUUGUGGUAAAUCGACUCAAGUUCCUCAAUAUUUGUUGAAUGCUGGUUUUGAGAAAAUCGCAUGUACGCAACCAAGAAGAUUGGCUUGUAUUUCGUUAUCAAAGAGAGUUUCUUAUGAAACAAUGAAUAAAUUUGGUGAACAAGUUGGUUUCCAAAUCAGGUUUGAAAAAAAUCGAAGGAAAGACACGAGGAUUAUUUUUAUUACUGAAGGGUUGUUACUUAGACAGGUAGGCAGUGAUGGACUUCUUUCCGAGUAUGAUGUCAUUCUUCUCGAUGAAAUUCAUGAAAGGCAUCUUCAAGGAGAUUUUUUACUUGGUCUUCUGAAAUGUGUACUUAUUCAAAGGCCCACCUUAAAACUCGUUCUGAUGUCUGCUACUAUCAAUAUUCCUCUAUUUGAAUCCUAUUUUGGUGAAGAAGCUGCUACCAUACAGGUUCCUGGAAGAGUAUAUCCAAUAUCAGUUAAUUACAUGCCUACAACUCCAGCUGAAAUAAAAGCGGAAAGAUUAGAUCCAGGGCCAUACAUCAGAGUAAUGCAGAUCAUUGAUAAGAAAUAUUCAAGUAAUGAGAGAGGUGACUUACUAAUAUUUGUGAGUGGAACAAACGAGAUCAAUACGGUCAUAGAUGCAGCCCAGAGAUAUAAUGAGAAGAUUAACAAAUGGAUUAUACUUCCACUACACAGCUCACUUUCCAUUGCUGAACAAGACAAGGUAUUUGAUUACGCUCCUGAUGGCAUGCGUAAGUGUGUUGUUUCCACAAACAUUGCUGAAACUUCGAUUACGUUAGAUGGAGUGAGAUUUGUUAUGGAUUCAGGAAUGGUUAAAGAAAUGUCAUAUGAUCCUGUUUUAAGGGUGCAAAGGCUCAAAGAGUUCUGGGUUAGCAAAGCUUCAGCUGAACAAAGGAAAGGAAGAGCUGGAAGAACUGGACCUGGUGUUUGUUAUAGACUCUACAGUGAAGCAGAUUUUAGUGCAAUGGCAGAUUAUACCACCCCAGAAAUUCAGCGUGUGCCUUUGGACUCUCUUCUAUUACAGAUGCUGUCCCUUGGUCUUCCUGAUGCACGAAAAUUUCCUUUUCUUGAGCCUCCACCAGCUGAAAAUAUUGAAAAUACUAUUUUGGCCCUGAAGCAACAUGGUGCUGUAAGUGAAAAUGAAAAACUUACUCCGAUCGGUUCCUUACUUUCCAGGUUGCCUGUUGAUAUUCCUUUAGGAAAAAUGUUGAUUUGUGGCUCAAUGUUUCAUCAAAUAGAACCUGUUCUAUCUCUUGCUGCUGGGAUGUCCGUACAAACCCCCAUUGUGGAUAAGACAAUUUCUCGUGAAGUUGAGGUCUUACGGGAUGAAUUGGAAUCAGAUCAUGGUGAUCCGAUUGGUUUGUUGAAAAUGUAUGGAGCAUGGCUGGAAGUAAAAGGAUCUAGCCGAGGUAGUGAUUCUCGGAAAUGGUGCAAAGCUCGGAAAUUGGAGGAGCAGAGGUUUUAUGAAAUGUCAAAAAUUCGAAAGCAGUUCAAAACACUUUUGCAAGAGUGUAACCUGAUGAAAGAAAAUGACUCUGGUGAAAAAAGUCGUUCUGAAAGAGCUCUUAGAACUGGAGAAAUGAGAGUAUUAAAAAGAAUGAGGGCAGAAGCUGAGGAAAAAGAAAUGUCAAGAAAAAGAAAGAUUCUCAGACCAUGGGGUGGCACAGAAGAAGAUUAUGGAUCUGACAAAAGAGAUAUAGAUUUCAGAAUAAUGAAUAAUCAGUCUCAGUUAAAUGAGCUGAUCGAAAGGUCCAAAGUUGGCAGUUAUAGAGAUUUGACUCUUCUUAAGGUUAUUCUCUGCUCUGGCUUAUACCCACAAGUUGCUAUCCCAGACAUAUUUAAUCAGGCAAAGGGUGUAAGCGAACAACUGUUUCAUACAAAAGAGAAAGGAUACGUCUUUUUACAUCCAUUGUCAUAUUUCGGUCGACAUUCAGAUGCUUUACAGAUAUCAGAAGCAGAUUUAGCUGGAGGAAGUAUGAAGCAAGCUCUCACUUCUAAACAUCAAGUUCUCUUUUACAUGUCAUUAUUGGAAACUAAUCGACCUUAUUUAGUGAAUUCUGUACGUAUGCCUGCCGCUCAAACACUGCUACUGUUUUCUCAUAAAUUGCAUACAAAUGCAGAUUUUUCAAGGAUUAUUUGUGAUUCUUGGAUUGAAUUAAACUUUCCAGAAGGCAUGAUAUCUGAAAAGCUUUUAUUGAAAGUAAUCAAACUCCGUCUUCAGUGGGAAGAGUUACUACAGAUACGUCUUCAAGAAUUAGACGGCCAGAAGUUGGAACGUGAACUGUCAGAAGGGUUGCUGACACUGAUGAGAAGUGAAGUAGCUUACAGGAUGAAGAGAUUGCUACCUGCCGAUACUGCUACUUUAUAUCUUGGGCCUGGAGGAUCUAUAAGCUCUGGAUCUAACCCUUUUGGCCCUGACCCUCUAAAGCCAGAUCCAGAAGUGGGUGGAGUUUCUUUGAACUCAUAUCUCACAUAUGACUGUUUGGUUGAUGAUGUCGCCUAUAAGAUGUGGUCGUGUCCUCAUUGUGACUUGUCUGCUCCCAUCUCUCCUCUUGAAAGGCAACGUCAUUUGUCUGAACUCCAUUCAGAGAAAGCUCCAGAUGUAGAAGAGCAAAUAGAUGUAUCUCCAAGGAAAAGUAAUAGUAUAAAAUACGACUGUCCUGAAUGUAAAAAAAGUCUAUUCUUAACGCCUACAGAAAUUCUAAAACACAAAAAGUCUCAUCUUUCAUUAUAA